AUGCAGUUGUGCUCUUCCUCUUCCCCCGCAACAAUUUCGUGAUUUCGCACGCGAAUCCCUCAUAAAAUUGCUUAAAAAUGGUCGGAAUAACGCCCGAAGAGAAGAAAACGCUCAUUACGCGCAAUCUGCAGGAGACCCUCGGCGAUGACAAGCUGACCAAGAUCCUGGCGGAGCGGGAUCUGAAGAUCUACUGGGGAACGGCGACGACGGGCAAGCCACAUGUCGCCUACUUCGUGCCCAUGUCGAAGAUUGCCGAUUUCCUGAAGGCAGGAUGCGAGGUGACGAUCCUGUUUGCCGACCUCCAUGCCUAUCUGGACAACAUGAAGGCGCCCUGGUCCCUGCUGGAGCUGCGCACUCAGUACUACGAGCAGGUCAUCAAGGCCAUGCUGAGUUCCAUUGGCGUGCCACUGGAGAAGCUGAAGUUCGUCAAGGGCAGCGACUAUCAGUUGUCCAAGGAAUACACCCUGGAUGUCUACAAACUAAGCUCCGUGGUCACGCAGCACGAUGCAAAGAAGGCGGGCGCCGAGGUGGUCAAACAGGUGGAGUACCCCCUGCUCUCUGGACUGCUCUACCCCGGCCUGCAGGCCCUGGACGAGGAGUACCUCAAGGUGGACGCCCAGUUCGGUGGCGUAGACCAGCGCAAGAUCUUCACCUUCUCGGAGAAGUACCUGCCGCAGUUGGGCUACGAGAAACGCAUCCACUUCAUGAAUCCCAUGGUGCCCGGUCUGGCUGGUGGCAAGAUGUCCUCGUCCGAGGAGGACUCUAAGAUCGACCUUCUGGACUCCCCGGCCAACGUGAAGAAGAAGCUGAAGAAGGCCUUCUGUGAGCCCGGAAACAUUGCCGACAAUGGUCUGCUGUCCUUCGUCAAACACGUCCUGUUCUCGCUCUUCAAGGAGGGUGAAGGAUUCGAGGUCAACCGGGAGGCGGAACACGGUGGGGAUGCUAUCUUCCUGAAGUACGAAGAUCUGGAGAAGUACUAUGCAGAGGACAAACUGCAUCCGGGUGACCUGAAGGCCACCGUGGAGAAGUACAUCAAUCGACUGCUGGAUCCCAUUCGCAAGGCCUUCGAGAAGCCAGAACUGCAAAAACUGAGUGCUGCUGCUUAUCCACCACCUGCCAAGGUAAAAGCAGGAGCUGCUGCACCGGCUGCUGGGGCUGACGAAGAUGCUCCCCAUCGUCUGGAUAUCCGAGUGGGCAAGGUCGUGGAGGUGGCCCGUCAUCCGGAUGCCGAUACCCUUUAUGUACUGAAGAUUGACCUGGCUGAGGAGCAGCCCAGAACCAUUAUUAGUGGCCUGGUGAAGUUCGUCACCCAGGAGGAGCUGGAACAGCGACUGGUGGCGGUUCUUUGCAACCUGAAGCCCUCCAAGAUGCGUGGCAUUUUGUCCGAGGGAAUGGUUUUGUGCACCUCAAACGCUGAUCACACAGUUGUGGAACCGAUUGUUUUGCCAGCAACAGCUACUCCCGGCAGCCGCCUCUCCUUCGAGGGAUUCAGUGGCACGCCCGACGAGCAACUUAAUCCCAAGAAGAAGGUGUGGGAGAAGCUAUCCGCAGACUUCAAAACCAACAGUGAUGGAUUGGCCGUGUGGAAGGACAACUUCCUGCUGACCCCCGAGGGCGAGAAGCUGUCUAGCAAGCUGGCCAACUGCUCUAUUAAAUAGAACUUCGAAUGCCAGCCUACCUGAGCCGUGUAAUACUUACAACUAAGCCGAAUGUUCACAAAAAAAACUGCUGCUAAUUUAUUGAUUCCCCUUUGUAAACAAUAUGCAUUUUGUUAAAUAAAGCGCUCAAAAAUA
Molecule: messenger RNA, 1793 nt
Organism: Drosophila suzukii
Lineage: Eukaryota; Metazoa; Arthropoda; Insecta; Diptera; Drosophilidae
Gene: TyrRS
Product: Tyrosyl-tRNA synthetase
Biological process (GO): tyrosyl-tRNA aminoacylation
Molecular function (GO): ATP binding; tyrosine-tRNA ligase activity; tRNA binding
Source: RefSeq, a predicted model, not a curated record